Messenger RNA from Prunus armeniaca (apricot), 459 nucleotides. Lineage: Eukaryota; Viridiplantae; Streptophyta; Magnoliopsida; Rosales; Rosaceae. The record is from the annotation of a GenBank genome assembly.
AUGCAAGGAUUGCAACUCGGGUCGACUUUAUGUUACCGAGACCUGCGAGGACGUGUCACAAAUGUGACACGAGGAAUUGACGUCAGAGCUUUUGAUUUGGCUGUCAACAUGAUUGUGAUUUCUCUUGACUAUAGAGUGACUUUGAUGCUGAAGUAUUCAAAAGCUUUGAGCAAUAUUAGUUGCAUGGCCCCUUUGUUUUUGAACUUAACAGGUUUCAAAUUUGGUGUUUUCGAGCUGGAGUCAGUUCCAGUAGAGGCUCUAACUAGAGUGGUAGUUCUGGGAGUUACUCUGGAGGUGGUACAGCUAGAGGUGUUGGGAGGCAGCUACAGCCAAUCGCUAUCAAGAGGAGUCGCCCCCAGUGCGUUGUGUGUGACAGGUACCAUUCUGGGCCUUGUCCACGGGGCGCCACUAGGUGUUGUCAUUGUGGACAAUCUGGGCAUUUUCGGAUGGAGUGCCUGA